This is a messenger RNA of Stegodyphus dumicola, 2611 nucleotides long. RefSeq names its product stearoyl-CoA desaturase 5-like. NCBI's taxonomy places the organism in Eukaryota, Metazoa, Arthropoda, Arachnida, Araneae, Eresidae. Gene Ontology annotation, molecular function: iron ion binding; stearoyl-CoA 9-desaturase activity. Gene Ontology annotation, biological process: unsaturated fatty acid biosynthetic process. The record is from RefSeq and is a predicted model, not a curated record. Gene Ontology annotation, cellular component: endoplasmic reticulum membrane.
GGUCAUAUCCGCCCGUUUUAAACUCUGUUAUCUCUCUUUCGCAAAACUCGAGUUUUUGUUUAGUGCGUGGGUCUAAAUUUAUCCACAACAGAACUUUGUACUCGCAUCGAAAUCCGUUUAAGAGAUAUUGAUAAAAAUUAAAAAUAAAAUAGUCUUUCGAUUUUUCUGCCCUUUUACACAGAUCCGGUGUUAAUUGCGAGAUUGAACUCUGACCGAUGCGUUUUAUAUAUAAGAGAAAAAAAAAAUUAUGGUGUCUCAGACUUAUGAGUAAAUCCAUUUUGGGCGGACUGAGCAUGAAAUUGUAGAAUUUAAAAAUUAAUACAUUACGAAGAACUGCUUUUUGCUUAACAAAUUGUUUUUAUUGGAGACUGAAUAAUUUACCCACAUCUUUGUACCGCGCUUCACAAAAUGCCUCCCUUAUCUUGCACAAACGUUACGCAGACGGUUGCUGAACCUGCUGUAGCUGUGAAACGAGAGGAAGAUAACAGUGACGAUACAGCAGGUAGUUCUGAGCAAAUCCGAGAUUUUUGCGACGCCGAAGCGGAAUCCCAGGAUGCCAAUAGAAAAGGUGAAGUCAAUGGAGAUGUCACCUUGGAAACCGCAUCUCCCUCUUCCAGAGAAUCCUCUCCAGUCAAGAUCGUAUGGAGAAACGUCAUCUUGUUCGCCUACCUUCAUCUAGCAGCUUUGUAUGGACUGUACCUCAUGUUUGUCUCUGCCAAGUGGCAGACCAAUGUUUUCGCCUUCUUUUUGUACAUCACGUCCGGUUUGGGUGUUACUGCUGGAGCACACAGAUUGUGGUCUCAUCGAUCUUACAAAGCAAGACUUCCACUGAGAAUACUUCUGGCAUUUGUAUACACAAUUGCUUUCGAAAAUGACAUCUAUGAAUGGGCUCGAGAUCACAGAGUUCACCAUAAAUAUUCGGAAACUGACGCUGACCCACACAAUGCAAAACGAGGUUUCUUCUUCGCCCACAUUGGUUGGCUUUUAUGUCGAAAGCACCCCGAUGUUAUCAAGCGAGGAAAGGCCAUAGAUUUAAGUGACCUUAUGGCCGAUCCUGUUGUUAGAUUCCAUAGAAAACAUUACCUUAAAUUAGUGGUUCCUUGCUGUUUCGUGAUACCGACUCUCAUUCCAAUGUACUGCUGGAGAGAAACAUUCUUGAACUCAUUCUUGAUUGCUACCCUUUUCCGCUUGUGCUUCACCCUCAACCAGACGUGGCUGGUAAACAGCGCUGCCCACAUGUGGGGUACCCAGCCAUAUGAUAUCACCAUCAAUCCACGACAAAAUGCCCUAACUGUCUUGGGAGCUGUUGGCGAAGGAUUUCACAACUACCACCACACAUUUCCUUACGACUAUGCUACAAGUGAAUAUGGUAUAAAAUACAACUUAACAACAGCUUUUAUUAACACCAUGGCCUUUUUGGGUCUAGCUUAUGAUCUCAAGACUGCAUCGAAAGGAGCUAUCGAAGGUCGCAAAGCAAGAACCGGUGUAAACAGCGAGCUUUACAAGAAGCGUCAGCAAGAGGCUAAAGCUGUUAAAGAAAAUUUAAACAGCCUGAUUCUUAACAAGCAUCAGCAAGAAACUGAAGCUGUUAAAGAAGACUAAAUUUUGUUCCAGGGAUGAAAUGAACUGUGCCAUGGACACCAUGAAUUCAUUGUUUCUCCAUGUGAAUUUCUUUUGCUAAGUUUAAUAAACUGUUUUGUCUGUGUAACGUACAUAAAUGCAGAUGAUUCAAAAGAAGAGAUUUUUGUUAAUUUGUUUAGCUGUUACAGUGGCAGUGUCUGUACAAAAUGUUUCCCUAGAUUCUGUAGAAAAUUCAAACAAUUAAAUUUAAAAACCAAAUCAUUGAUCUUUGAAGAUUUCAGUAAGAAAUAUUAAGUUGAUGGAUGAUUUGUGGUAACUUCUAAAUAAACACUUUGUGCUGUAUCAGAUUAAAUCAUUCCUACGUAAUGUUUCUCCUUUUUGUUUCAAAGCUCUGGAAGUUACUUAAUUUCUAAAACUUUUUGAUUUUCUUCUGAUUCAGAAUAAAAGCAGAAACAUCUACGCUUAAUUCCAAAUAUAUAUUAUAAUUUAUGAAGACUACAAUUUUUAAUUUGAAACAGAAAAUAAAAUAAAAUUGCUGUUGAUAAUAAUGCAUUAAAAAUCGCUCGUUUAAUCUUUUAAGUACAUUAAUAAAAAAAUUUGUAGCAACAUAAUCGCAAAAAACUUUUACCGUUUUACUGUGCUGUGCACUUGAUUCAGAAAGCUAUAGUUGCCUCAUAUUUAUUUGUUAAUGUAUGUCAUUGUUUCUUAACUUGAUAAAAGUUGUUCGAGUUUCAUUGCAGCUGGCUGUAGAUUGUUUAUGUGAAAAGUUACAGAAGCAGUAAAUAUUGAUUAUAAUGAAAGCUUUAGAAGUUCUCUUUCAGCUACGUUUUAAUUCUUACAAAUAUAUUUUAUUCCUGGAAAAAAUGAAAAAAAGUGUGUUAACUUUUGAUUACAAGAAUCAUAUUUUGGAGAUCUUGUAUCUUUAGUUUUAGUUAUGUAAGUAUGUUUAAGUACUACAGGAAAUGUGAAAUGGAAAUUUGGAAGAAUAUAAAAUUUAUAAAUUAACAAAUAAAAGCUUUCUGUAACAAAA